GUGAACAGUCUGCAGGGCACUAUUGUGUUAAACGCUGAACUGUAAUCAUAAAGCAGCAUUCUCACACAGCUACCCUGUGUGAAGCUUCUACUCCUCCUCAGUGGAGAGUGUGCUCUCCUCCUGCCUCGUGUUUGGUACUCAGGGGCCACAACUGAAAACAGGAAGGCUGCACAGGGGUCAUUAACAACUCCCAAAUAACUUACUGGCUGCCCUCUGCCACCCCUGGAGGCCAUCUCCAGAUCCUCCUGUCUCAGGAAAACCAGGGGCAUCACAGGCGAGCCCCACCCACCACCUAUUUGACCCGCUGCCCUCUCAGGCCAGUCAGGUCCCAUACCUCCAGACUCACCAACAGCUUCUUCCCCUGGGCCAGUCAGACUGCUAACAAACACUAUCCUCCACCCACCACCCCAACAAUCCCAACUCUAGAGUCUUUUCUUUGCACUACUUCCAAGCAUUUGUUCUCCAGUGUGUGGCUUUCUCUUGUUUGUUAUUUAUUCCUGCUGUCUACUAUUCGUAUUUUAUUCUGGCACAGUCAGUGGAGAGCACCCAACACCGAAGAGAGGCAUGAAAGCUGAAGAGUCCGCCUCCCAUUUUACUUUUAAAUAUCCUGCCAUGGUAAGCUGUGUGACAGGCAGGAUGACGCACCCCUUAAUUUUGCGGACGGAUUGGCCCAGGUUCGGUAAAUUAAUUGGACUGUGUGUCAGUAUGCAAUUGCGGCCGGUAGGGACAUGCGAGGUCUGUGUGGUGCUCAGCGGAGGAGUCAGUGGGGCCUUCUCGGGAGACCCCAUCGGCUCCAGGUACACUCAUUACCAUUAAUGGAGGUCCUGUUCGAGCGCAUUGGCAUGGACGUCAUCGGGCCAUUUCACACGGCUAUCGCUUUGUGUUAGUUCUGGUGGAUUUGCAAGGCAAUAUCCACAAACAGUGCCACUGCACACCAUUUCUGCUAAGUGUGGCACAGGUGCUAUUUCAGGUCAUCUCUUGAGUCGGUAUCCUGAAAAAGAUACUGACUGACCAAAGAACUUCAUAGAUGUUUAGCUUUACGAAUUGUAGGGCAUUAAGCCUACCACCCUCAGUAUGAUGGGCUGGUGGAGCGGCUGAAUAAGACCUUAAUGUCCAUGAUUCGGAAGUUCGUUCACGAAGAUGAACGCAACUGGGAUCGUUGGUUGGACUCCAGAUUCCACCAUUCCUGCCUCCCUUCAUUUGUGAUGACCAUUGCACACAGGUGUGGAUGUGGAUGUUGUGGAUGUUGCUGCAUUGCAACAGCAUUUUGCAAAUGUGUUCUCCCCCUUACCCAGCUGUAUGACUGUUAUUGUGCAUCAAUUUGACAAGCGGCCUGGCUUGAUGGUCUGUUCACGACCCUACAGGUUACUGGAGCACAGAAGACAAAUCAUGCAAAGGGAAUUGACGGAGGUUUUGAAGCUGGGAGUAAUAGAAGAGUCACACAUCGCUUGGUGUAGCCCCAUAGUUCUGGUAGUGAAGAAAGAUGGAUCUAUAUGGUUCUGCAUAGACUAUCGCAAGGUGAAUGAGGUGUCACAGCUUGAUGCUUAUCCCAUGCCGAUGCUGGAUUUAACCGAGGGCUACUGGCAGAUUGCCUGGUCUGCAGAGUCAAAGUAAAAAAGGGCCUUCUCUACUCUUUACGGUUUGUACCAGUUCAUUACACUAAUGUUCGGCUUGUUCGGAGCCCCUGCCACCUUCCAGCGUCUCAGAGACCGGUUGCUGCGUCCUUAUGCUGCAUAUGCUGCAGCCGACCUGGAAGACAUCAUCAUCAAUAGUGACACUUGGGCAGAGCAUAUGCAGCGGGUGGUAGUGGUCCUGGAGUGUCUGAGGCAGGCGGGGUUCAUGGCCAACCCAAAAAAGUGUGUGGUUGGACGGAGGGACGUAUAGUUUCUGGGGUACCAAUUGGGUUGUGAGCAUGUGCAGCCACAGAUGGAUAAAACAGCAGCUAUUGCAUCCUUUCCGCGUCUCAAGACCGGCUAGGCCAGAUGGCUCCCCGGCACAAAUUGGACGGUGGGGGGGUGGCACUGUGUGGUUGGUGGCUCAGCUGCAGGGGAGGAGUGGAGCAGCAGGUUCAUGGUUUGGUGUCAGGGAGGCUGGUUUUGCACAGCCAGUGAGCAUUUUGCAUUCCCUAUUUCAGUAGCAGCCAGGCCUGGAGAGGAGGCUGCUGCUGGAGGAGAGCACUGGAGCCAGGGCAGCGUGCACUGGAAGGUCCCAAAAGGUGACAUAAAGCAGAUUGUGUGAUAACAAUAAAAAAACACAAACCACAGUUACGGAGUUGUGUCAGGUCCUUCUGAGAUCACAGAAGUAUUUUAUGAGGAUGGUCAGAGGGCAGAGGGGAGAAUACACAAGUAAACUGCUGUUGCAAUGCAGCAACAUCUGCUGCGUGGGCUUUAAUUGUCACAAGGAAGUGAGGCCACCUCAUAAUGAGCAUUACCUGCUUGCUGUGUGACAACAUAGGUUCCUUACACCUAGCAAGUAGUUUCAUCCAGAGGGCUGGAUCCAGGGCCAGGGAUUCACUAAAUUCAGUAACCUGAGGACAUUUUAACUCUGGCUUAACAUUUUUUUUUUAAUUUUUACCAGUGCUGUUGUAUUAUUGAUCUUCCUCUGAACAAUGAAAGUUUAACUUUAUGGAACUUUUUGUUUACUGCUUCCAACAACAACAUGGGUAUUCGUGAAAUAUACACAGCACACUUUGUAUUUUUCCCCUCAUGUUUGAUACAGAUGUGGUGGUUCCAGUACCAGAGCCUCGCCCCAUCAAGUUUUUCCAGCAAAUACUUCAAUCAAACUUCCAGGACAAGUUUAUGUGCACCCAAGAAGGUUGGACAGAAGAUAAACAGCGUCUGGUUGAUAUCUACACAGAGCUGUACAUCACAGCUGGGUAUGAUGUACAUAUCAACACACAGCAUGAGGUCCGGCAGAUUGAGAAAGUAUGGAAGCCAGCAGAGCCAGAGAAACCUAUUAGACCCACAGACAUGUUCAAACAUCCUUCAGGAGACUACAGACCCAUCAAAACAGUGAUGACCAAUGGAAUCGCAGGAAUUGGAAAAACUUUCCUUGUCCAGAAGUUUGUUUUGGACUGGGCUGAACAAAGAUCCAAUCAAGAUGUGCAUCUGAUUUUCCCCUUCACCUUCCGUCAGCUGAAUCCUCUGAAGGGAGAAAAGUUCAGUUUGGCAGAGCUCAUUCAUGAAUGCAUCCCAGAAACUGUAGGCAUCCCACAGGAGGCUCUUAAUUACAUCUUUACAGAUGUUCAGUCAUCAGGAAUCACCAACUAUGACAAGAGUAAAUUCAAACUUCUGUUUGUGUUUGAUGGGCUGGAUGAGAGCCGCCUUCAUCUCGACCUUCAUUCUGAAGCCAUUCGCUCUGUCGAUGUAACAAAGGCAACUAAAACAGAUGUCCUGCUGAGGAAACUCAUCAAUGGGAAACUGCUACGCUCUGCUCGCAUCUGGGUAACCACACGGCCUGCAGCGGCCAAUCAGAUCCCUCGAGAGUUUAUCAGCAGUACAACAGAGGUCAGGGGGUUCACCGACCCACAGAAAGAGGAGUACUUCAGGAAGAGAUUCAAAGGUAAGGAGGAGGCUGACAAACUCAUCUCCCAUAUCGUGACAUCACGAAGCCUCCACAUCAUGUGCCACAUCCCAGUCUUCUGCUGGAUCACUGCAACAGUUCUGGAGGAUGUGUUGAAAACCAGAGAGGGAGGAGAGCUGCCCAAGACUCUGACUGAGAUGUACGCAGAGUUCCUGGUGUUUCAGAUUGAUCGGACAAAAGAAAAGUAUGGCCCAGAGAAGAGCAUUCAAUACAUUAAGUCAUUAGCAAAACUGGCCUUUGAGCAGCUGGAAAAGGGCAACCUGAUCUUCUAUGAGAAGGAUCUGAGACAGAGCGGCAUUGAUUUCAGCGAAGCCUCGGUGUGCUCAGGAGUGUUCACAGAGAUCUUCAAAGAAGAUCGAGGAAGGAAAGGGAAAGACAAGAUGUUCAGCUUCGUCCAUUUGAGCGUUCUGGAGUUUCUGGCUGCUCUUUAUGUGAGGAUGUCGCUUAAUAACAGUAACAUAAAUGUGAUGCCUUUACCACAGCCCUCAAUGCGCAAUCUUCAACUGCUUUUAAGUAAAACAUCUUCAAAGAAGAUCCACAGGAUUUCCAUUGACAGGGCCUUACAGAGUCCAAACGGACAUCUGGACUUGUUCCUUCGCUUCCUCUUGGGUCUUUCACUGCAGACCAAUCAGGAUAAACUACAGAGCCUACUGAAAAAAACAGACUGUCGGUCAAAAACCAACCAGAAAACAAUCCAAUACAUCAAGGAGAAGCUCAGUGAGAAUCUGUCUCCAGAGAGAAACAUUAAUCUUCUCCACUGCCUGAAUGAACUAAAUGAUCGUUCUUUAAUAGAGGAAAUCCAACAGUAUCUAAGUUCAGGAAGCCUCUCCACAUAUGAACUUUCUCCAGCUCAGUGGUCAGCUUUGGUUUUCAUCUUACUGUCAUCAGAAGAACAUCUGCAUGUUUUUGACCUGAAGAAAUAUUCUGCUUCUGCUUCAGAAGAAGCUUUUUUGAGGCUUUUGCCAGUGGUCAAAGCCUCCACCAAAGCUCUAUUGAGUGGCUGUAAUCUGUCAGAGAGAAGCUGUGAAGCUUUGUCUUCAGUUCUCAGUUCCCAGUCCUCCAAUCUGAGAGAACUGGACUUGAGUAACAACAAUUUGCAGGGAUUGGGUCUGAAGUUGCUCUCUGCAAUACUGGAGACUCCUCACUGUACACUACAGAGCCUCAGGUAAGCUGAAAUGUUGUAUUAUAAUGCUGCAGUGGAUUGUGUUCCAUGUUUAUCAUUUAUCAUCAUUGUUUGUUUAUACUUUAACUCAUAAACACAACUGUAUAGGAAUUAAUGCUGUCUGACUGCAAACAGGUGGACAGUGGUUUGUAUCAUAUCUAUCUAAUAGACUCCAGUUUGUGCAUGUAAAUGGAGAGUCCUCUUCACACACUGAGGUUAAUUAUGGAGUU
Molecule: messenger RNA, 4974 nt
Organism: Haplochromis burtoni (Burton's mouthbrooder)
Lineage: Eukaryota; Metazoa; Chordata; Actinopteri; Cichliformes; Cichlidae
Product: NLR family CARD domain-containing protein 3
Exons: 2
Coding region: 2706-4751 (681 amino acids)
Molecular function (GO): protein binding
Source: RefSeq, a predicted model, not a curated record